Messenger RNA from Argiope bruennichi, 5339 nucleotides. RefSeq names its product lysine-specific demethylase 5A-like (gene Kdm5). The record is from RefSeq and is a predicted model, not a curated record. Gene Ontology annotation, cellular component: nucleus. Gene Ontology annotation, molecular function: histone demethylase activity; DNA binding. The transcript has 34 exons. NCBI's taxonomy places the organism in Eukaryota, Metazoa, Arthropoda, Arachnida, Araneae, Araneidae. Gene Ontology annotation, biological process: chromatin remodeling. The coding region runs from base 138 to 5096 and encodes 1652 amino acids.
AUACUGUGUUUUGUUGUGUGUUCGUUCAUGGAAGCUAUGAUGUUUGUGUUAGCAAUGGACGAUGACCGAUGAUUGAAAUUAGGAAAUUGGUUUUCUAAAGAAAAUUAUGUUCAUGCUUUUCUUAAUUAUUUUGUGAGAUGAAUGCUGUCGAUUUCGAGUUUGUACCUCCCCCAGAGGCCCCCGUAUUUGAACCUACAGUUGAAGAGUUUAAAGAUCCUCUAGCCUAUAUAGCGAAGAUACGUCCUGUCGCGGAACAAACUGGUAUUUGUAAAAUAAAACCACCUCCUGAAUGGCAACCUCCUUUCGCUGUAGAUGUAGACAAUUUCAGAUUUACACCUCGUAUGCAACGGCUCAAUGAAUUGGAAGCAACCACAAGAGUAAAAUUGAAUUUUCUAGAUCAAAUUGCUAAAUUCUGGGAAUUACAGGGUUCAUCUUUAAAAAUACCUAAUGUUGAACGUAAAGCUUUGGAUUUGUUUACACUGUAUCGGGUUGUGCUAGAAGAAGGAGGAUCUGAAAUUGUGUCUCGUGAACGGAGAUGGUCUCGUAUUGCCACUCGCAUGGGUUACCCUCCUGGAAGGGGAGUUGGAUCCCUUCUCAGGCAACAUUAUGAACGUAUCCUGUACCCUUAUCAUGUCUUUCAAGAGGGAACUAGUAUUGGAGACCUGAAUUUCAAUGAAGAUUCUGAUGAUUCCAGUCAGCAAGACAAGGAUUACAUUCCGCAUGGAAUCCCUUCUCGGCAAGCGAUAAAACCUCCUGUAGAUCGUUAUGCGCGUCGCUCUAAAAGAUGCAAGGAGACUGAGGAAAAUCUUGAUGGUAUUGAUUAUUCUACAAAUAAUGAAUUGAAAAAAUUGCAAUUUUAUGGUGCUGGACCUAAAAUGCCAGGCUACCAUAUUCAAGGGCAUUUUGAAACAGAGGAAGAAUCCAAAGCUUUUUUAAAAGAGAAUCAUGUUGAAUGCUUCAAGGACGUAAAGAUGGGACUUGGUGCUAAAGAUCUGAAAAUGGGUUUUGGCACCAAGCUUACAGGAAGUUUUCUUAAAGAAACCAAGACCAUGGAAGAGGUGGAGGCAGUCAAACUGGGAGUCAUUCUCAAAAGAAAGGAUAAACCUAGGGGCAAAAUGCCUAUUGAUCAAAUUGUAUGUAAUAUUUGUGGAAGGGGUGAUGAAGAGGCAAGUAUGCUCCUUUGUGAUGGAUGUGAUGACAGCUAUCAUACAUUUUGUCUCAUUCCACCGCUCAGUGAAAUUCCAAAGGGAGACUGGAGAUGCCCCUGUUGUGUGGCGAAAGAAGUGAAUAAACCCCAAGAAGCAUUUGGAUUUGAGCAAGCCCAACGAGAGUACACUUUACAAGAAUUUGGACAGAAGGCAGAUGAAUUUAAGACAAAUUAUUUUAAUAUGCCUGUGCACAGAGUGCCUUAUUCUCAUGUUGAGAAGGAAUUCUGGCGCAUUGUAAAUGCUGUUGAUGAAGAUGUGACUGUUGAAUAUGGCGCAGAUCUUCAUACCAUUGAACAUGGAUCAGGGUUCCCCAAUAUGAAGACCAAAGAUCUCAUGCCUGGAGAUGAGGAAUAUGUAACCUCUGGAUGGAAUCUGAAUAAUCUCCCUGUGCUUGAAGGGUCUGUAUUGAAGCAUAUUAAUGCAGACAUUUCUGGAAUGAAGAUACCUUGGACAUAUGUUGGAAUGUGCUUUGCUACAUUUUGCUGGCAUAAUGAAGAUCAUUGGAGUUAUUCCAUUAACUAUCUUCACUGGGGUGAACCCAAAACAUGGUACGGUGUUCCAGGAGGUAAAGCCGAGGCUUUUGAAGAGGCAAUGCGCUCAGUGGCACCAGAGUUAUUUACUGCCCAGCCAGACCUUCUGCAUCAGUUGGUCACCAUCAUGAAUCCAAAUCUACUCAUUUCUCAAGGGGUGCCUAUUUUUAGGACUAAUCAACAAGCAGGGGAAUUUGUAAUUACAUUUCCACGUUCUUAUCAUGCUGGAUUCAAUCAGGGCUAUAAUUUUGCGGAAGCUGUUAAUUUUGCACCAGCUGAUUGGCUUCCUAUUGGGCGUGUUUGUGUGUCACAUUAUGGCAUGUUGCAUCGCUUUUGUGUUUUUUCACAUGAUGAAUUAGUUUGCAAAAUGGCUACUGACCCUGAUCGAUUGGACAUAAGCAUUGCUGCUUCUACUUAUCAGGACAUGUUGCGGAUGGUAGAGACAGAAAAAGCUCUUCGGAAGACUCUGCUGGAGUGGGGUGUCACUUCAGCCAACAGAGAAGUAUUUGAGUUAUUGCCUGAUGAUGAGCGGCAGUGUAGCUAUUGUAAAACAACGUGUUUCCUUUCAGCAGUUACUUGUUCUUGUAAUAACAAUCAACUUGUAUGCAUCCACCACAGAGAUAAACUCUGCUCCUGUCCACCAGAGAAACAUUGUCUGUUGUAUCGAUACACAUUGGAUGAAUUACCAACUAUGUUAUACCGUCUUAAAGUGAGAGCAGAAUCUUUUGAUUGCUGGUCUACAAAAGUUCAAAAUGCUCUAAAUGCUGAAUCCAAAAAUAAGCUUGGCAUCAGUGAAUUGAAGGAAUUGAUGUUAGAGGCUGAAGAAAAAAGGUUUCCAUGCACAGAUCUACUCCAAAAUCUGAAUGCAACCAUAGAUGAAGGAGAGAAAUGUGCUGCACUUGCUCAGCAAUUGCUGAGUCGACGCAUUCGUACCAGGACUCGUCAGUGUGGUGAAGUGAGAAGUUCAUCCCGCUUGACAUUGGAAGAUCUUCACUUGUUUCACCAGCAAUUAUCAACUCUGGCCUGUGAAAUUAAGGAGGCUUUUCAUGUUAAGGAUCUGCUAGAUCGGGCAGUUGCGUUUCAAGUAGAAGCCCAGGAAAUCCUGGCUGAAGAGAGACCAGAUUCCAGACGCCUUGAGAAAUGCAUGGAAGUAGGCAUUAACCUGGACAUUGAAAUUCCUGAAAUCUGCCAGCUAAAACAGAAACUGGAACAAAGCCGCUGGUUAGAGGAAGUGCGUGGAGUGCUUCUCCAUCCUGACCGAGUGACCCUGCAGGUGCUUGGAGGACUUUUGGAGCGAGGUGUAUGCAUCCCUCCUGACCCGACAGUAGAGAAAGUAAUGGCAGAGUUGCAGGAAUUGUUGACAUUUGGGGAGAAAUGGGAGGAAAAGGCACGUAGUUGCCUGCAAGCAAAACCUAAACAUCCUCUGUCUCUGGUGGAAGCUGUUGUAAGGGAUGCAGGAAAUAUUUCUGUACACCUCCCCAAUGUCUUACAGCUCACAGAAGCAGUGCGAAAAGCCAAGGAAUGGCUACACAAAGUGCAGCUCAUACAGAAUGAAGCCCACAAUCCCUAUUUGGAAGUGUUGGAACAACUUGUUUGGAAAGGUCGACCUGUGCCAAUACGGCUAGAACAGUUAUCUCAGAUCGAAACACAAGUGGAGGCAGCUCGAGCUUGGAAAGAAAAAACGGCUCGUACUUUUCUGAAAAAGAACUCCAGCUACUCAUUAUUGGAAGUGUUAUCCCCUCGCAAAGAUAUUGGCAUGUCUCCUAAGAACAAAAAGAAACGUAAGGAACUGGAUGAUUCUGAAGAUAGCAUAGAGGCCAAAAUGGAAGAAAUCAAAGAUCCUGCCACUAUCGUUGCCCAUUUCAGAGAAGCUGAACGGAGAGAGUUGGAAGCAAUGAUACUCCUGAGAGCUAAGAAUGAGCGCAAGCGAAGUGAGGAUCGGCCAGAGUCCCGCUAUUGUAUCUGCCACAAACCUUACUCAAGUGGAAUGGUUCAAUGUGAAUUGUGCAAAGAUUGCUUCCAUGUUCAGUGCAUGCCUCCCAGCAGGACUGUUCCAUCUGGUCGGAAGGGAGGACAAACAGGAGGUCGAUGGCUGUGUGGAUGCUGCCUCCGUUCCAGAAGGCCUCGUUUGGAAACCAUCCUCUCUCUCUUAAUGGCUCUACAGAAGCUGCCUGUACGUUUGGCGGAGGGAGAAGCUUUGCAAUGCCUCACAGAAAGAGGAAUGGCCUGGCAGGAUCGUGCCAAACAGGCUCUGAAAUCUGAAGAAGUUGCAUCAGCUUUUGCUGCCCUCUCUGCCAUGUCUCAACAGAAAACAGAAAUUACCUACUGCGAGAAAUCUGAGCAAAUAGUUCAUACAGAACUUCAAAAAGUGUCCAAUCCAACUGAAAAUAAAUCUGAAGAUUUAUUGCAAAGAUGGCGAAACCUCAUCCCCUCAGAUAAGUGUGAAGGAAAGGAACUCCCUGUUCCAGAAACUCCUCCUAAGAUUGAAACAGUGGAUUUAACGGGAGAAUCGGCACAUACCGACACAGAGCAUGCAUAUUCUUCUGCAUCCAAAACAGCUGCAGCCACCGUUACUCCACGUAAACAUGCUCGUAAAUCACCUUUAGUGGCUCGCCAGAUGGAGAGCCCUGUGCUUCAACUGUCCGAAUCUGUACGACAACAGCUGGAACAGCUCCUCAUGGAAGGCGAUUUGUUGGAAAUGAGUUUAGAUGAGUCGGGUGAUAUUUGGAGGAUACUCCAAGCAACUCGAGCUGACUUCUCCCUAUCUCCCUUCUCAGACAUUGAGGAAAAUGUUCGUAUAGAAAAGAAGAAAACCAAGAAAAUUAAAUUAGAAGAAACCAGAAGUAACAUUCUCAAAUCAAAGGUAACCAAAACAAAGAAGCCAGAAAAGCAGCGCAGGAAAAAGCUACGGCUAGAAGGCGGGGAGAUGAAACGACCCAAACCCCGCAGUGGGGAAUUCCACUUCCAGAAGGAAAUGAAGGAUGGGAGUGUAAAAACUGUCAAAAUGCGGGCGAAACUCUUCGACAGCAAGAAACCUCGUAGGAAAGGAGAGCAACGCAGAGACAAGGAGGGAGAAGACUUCUGCUCAGCUGCGGGCUGCCUUCGGCCUAUAGGUGAGGCUGUAAACUGGGUGCAGUGUGAUGGGGGCUGCGAGCAGUGGUUUCACCUGCUCUGUGUCGGGCUGGACAUGUCCGAAGUGAGCGAGACAGAGGACUACAUCUGCCCGAAUUGCGCCCGCCAAUCCAAGGACGAGCAGGCCUACUCGGAGGAGAGUGAUGCAUCCGAGGUAGCUGCCAGCGUCUUGGCGGGAUUCGCCAAGAACUCUUUUACUGUCAGUGAGGUCGAACAGACUUCUUAGUUUCAUCAUCUCCCCAGCAUCCAUCUCUAUCUCACUGUUGUAUUUAAAUCUUGAGUGUAAAAUAUAUUUUAUUGCAAGGACCGCUAUUUUGUUUUUUCAUUGUAUGGGGACUUGACACAACAUCUAGUGUAAAAUUUUGUAUCUUUCUUAUUAAUAUGAAUUACAUGUGUAGAUAUUCCUGUAUUUAUCAUUAGAUAAUUGUAUCAUGUUUUCCUGCGAGUAAACGAAUUUCUUUCUCUCUUC